Molecule: messenger RNA, 1368 nt
Organism: Mytilinidion resinicola
Lineage: Eukaryota; Fungi; Ascomycota; Dothideomycetes; Mytilinidiales; Mytilinidiaceae
Product: Homogentisate 1,2-dioxygenase
Exons: 3
Coding region: 1-1368 (455 amino acids)
Biological process (GO): L-phenylalanine catabolic process
Cellular component (GO): cytoplasm
Molecular function (GO): homogentisate 1,2-dioxygenase activity
Source: RefSeq, a predicted model, not a curated record
AUGCCUUCCACCCAGUUCGCCCUCAAAGAAAAAUAUCGAUACCUGAAUGGCUUCAACUCCUACCAUGAGUCUGAAGCUAUAGACGGAGCUCUACCCAUCGGCGCCAACUCCCCUCAGAAGCCCCCGUAUGGCCUAUACGCUGAGAAGCUGUCGGGGACCGCCUUUACAGCUCCGCGGCACGAGAACCAGCAGUCUUGGUUAUAUCGAGUGCUACCUUCCUCUGCCCAUGCGCCAUACGAAGCUCGAGAAUCUGCUACAUAUAAUACGAACCCGGAGAACAAGCCACACGAGAAGAUCCACCACAUUCCCAACCAGCUGCGAUGGGAUCCCUUCGAUAUGAACGAGACUGUCGACUGGGUCCACUCUCUGCAUCUCGUAGCUGGAGCUGGAGACCCAACGAUGAAGACUGGCAUCGGCAUCUUCAUCUUUGCCGCUGGAAAAGAUAUGGAUCCACAUGAAGCGUUCUACUCCGCAGACGGCGACUUCCUCGUCGUUCCCCAGCACGGCGUCCUAGACAUUCAGACUGAGCUUGGCAGGCUUCUUGUCCGGCCAAAUGAAAUAUGCGUGAUACCACGCGGCAUCAGAUACAGAGUCAUGCUCCCCUCAGGGCCAGUCCGAGGCUAUAUCCUCGAGCUCUACCAAGGCCACUUCCAGCUCCCCGAACUCGGUCCCAUCGGCUCUAACUGUCUCGCCAACGCCCGCGAUUUCCAAGCUCCCGUCGCUGAUUUCGACGAAGACACAAGCACGACAUGGCACGUUCUCUCUAAAUUUGCCGGACGCCUCUUCAGCGCAAAGCAAUCACAUACGCCCUUUGACGUGGUAGCCUGGCACGGGCUUUAUUACCCCUACAAGUACGACCUAGGCCGCUUCAACACCAUCGGCAGCAUAUCCUACGACCACCCCGACCCAUCCAUCUUCACAGUUCUCACCGCGCAGUCAGACCACCCCGGCACCGCUGUAGCAGACUUCGUGAUCUUUCCCCCACGAUGGUUGGUAGCAGAAGACACCUUCCGACCACCAUGGUAUCACAGAAACACCAUGUCCGAAUUCAUGGGCCUCAUCCACGGCCAAUACGACGCCAAAACAGGCGGCGGCUUUCAGCCCGCCGGCGCGAGUCUGCACAACGUAAUGAGCGCACACGGACCCGAUGCCGCUACGCACAAGAAAGCGUCGAAUGCCGAGCUGAAACCAGCAAAAGUGGGUGAGGGCAGCAUGGCGUUUAUGUUUGAGAGCUGCUUGAUGGUGGGCGUGACGGAAUGGGGCCUGAAGAAGUGCAGGAAGGUGCAGGAGGACUAUAAUGCAGAGAGUUGGGAGGGGUUGGAGGUGAGAUUCAAGAGGCCAGAGGGGAGUAAGUAUGGGGAGUGGUAA